Molecule: messenger RNA, 1049 nt
Organism: Linum tenue
Lineage: Eukaryota; Viridiplantae; Streptophyta; Magnoliopsida; Malpighiales; Linaceae
Source: the annotation of a GenBank genome assembly
CGCUGUCAAACGAACUAGCGUUCCUCUCGGUGACGAACCCGAGGAAGAAGCAACGACGAAAAGUCACGGAGGGAGAGGGUAGUUGUUCAGUCGGGGAGCCCUAACGACGGCAACACUUCCUCUUCUUCUUACAGAUUCUGCAGGGACUCUCUGAAUCGAGCCAAGAGGGAAUGCGAUUUCGUUGGGUGCCGGGCUGGUUGCCAACCCAAAAGGCCUGACUGUUUCGCCGGCUUCUUGUGCUAGAAGAGUAAUCGAGAGCCAUUCACACCAAAAGCGAACCGCCACGCGAAUCGAUGUCUGCCCCGCCGCUUAAUUCCGCCGGCGGAUACAACCUCGAGUUCCAUGCUCCUUCCGACGACGCCUGGUACAGCGUCCGCGCGAUUUUCAAUGGAAAGAAGAAGGAGUUGACGGUGAAGUUCGAGAACUUCGGCGACGGAGAAGACUUGGUUUUCAAGCCGGACAGGUUUGUCACUGCCUGUGACCUCGAGGAGUUCGAAGCUCGAUUCAGGCCUGUUUCUCAUCAGCUGCAAGACUGGGAGUGCCGGGAGGCUAAGAAAGGAAUGCUGGUCUGCGUUUCUCACUCCGCCGACGGCUUGGACAACCGCUUCUACGACGCCACCAUUGAAGAGGUGAUUCAUAAAGAUCAUUCGGUUGUCAAUGGAGAAGAAGUGUGUUCAUGUGCAUUUGUGGUUGUUUGGAAACAUGGUCCAGCUAAACAUCUGCUGCACAGGAAGAAGAUCGAAAGCAUUUGCAUUGUUCAAUCUGUUUCAGAGCUUGAUCCUGCGGUAGCCAGUUUCUUGGAGGUAGCUAGACAGGAGAUUGAAGGUGGUGCUUGUUUCAAAACUCCUCCUUUUUCCACCCAUGAAUUUUCUCCUGGGGAAAGAAAGGGAAGCCAGAGGUCUGCUAGUGGAAUGUGGUUCAUGCAAGGUGAUGACAAAUUCAAGGUUGGAACUCAAGAAGGGCUGGAUGUUGGUGAACUCCCAUUGCUAGGGCAAAAGGAAAGAACAAGAAGAAAGUACAAGUAUGCAUUUGAGUUCCAGCUCAGCUGA